AUGAGAAUGAAAAUUACUGUCCACAAUAAAUCCAUGGAAAUUGGACAAUUUUCCAUCAAUCAUUCUUUAGUUGGGCAUCAUGCUAUCAAUUUGCAUACCUUAACAACCGCCCCGCUUCACGAGAACGAUAGAAGUCACAUGUAUGCAAUGGUCCCAUAUGGUUUGCAGCAUCACAAAGUUCAGCAUAAAUUUGAAAUUGCAGAACAGUCGCAACAAAAUAUUUUAUGUAAUCUUGAUCAGAUAUGA
Clunio marinus is the source of this 246-nucleotide messenger RNA. The record is from the annotation of a GenBank genome assembly. NCBI's taxonomy places the organism in Eukaryota, Metazoa, Arthropoda, Insecta, Diptera, Chironomidae.